AUCCUAUAUUGGCGGACGAAACGAAAUCAAAUAUUGUAAAGGGAUUAAUAUAUUUUAUAGAACUGCAACGAUCGCAAGAGCAAUAGUAUAGAUUAUCACCAAGAAAAUUAUUAUGGCUUCUUGGGAUCAAAUUGAUGUUGAUUUUGGAGGAGAUGAGACAGGGAACUUUGGGCCUCGACAAGAAACACAGGCAUCUCUGUACCAAGUGGAUACUGUAGCUACAGUAUCAGCUACAGAAGAGGUGACAAGUAACCCACAAGUCAUUGCUGCUUCCUCAGCUGAAGGUUUCUGCCUUGCAGCUGACUGCUAUGUUUCCUUCUUUGACGAAACUGCGCACAAGUUCCAUGUUACAACUGCUUUUGAUUCUUGUGUAGAUGCAGUGUCCUGGAGUGAAGAUUCACUUUUUAUUGUUAUUGGAGAGAGGUCUGGAAACUUCCACAUUAUGCAUAUGGAAUCACAACAGAUUGUGUUUUCAAAGAAAGUUGGAACAAAAAGGGAAUCUGACCAAGAUGCUGUAUUUCAAUACAUGAUGUUUACUCCAAGUACAACAGAAGGAAAUUGUGAACUGUUUAUUCUCACCAGUGAUCAAAUGUUGUAUCACAUCAAGCAUGUUCACCUCACAGAACUUGACAGAGUAAUCAAACAGAGAGACAUUGCAGCUGCUCAGCAAUUGCAGAACAAAAUGAAGAUAGAUGUUAUGGAUUUGAGUGACAUCCACACUGAAGGGAGUUCAUACUGCUGCCUGGCCUCUCAGAAUAAUAACAAUAUAGUCUUGACCAGUGGUGCAGGUGAAGCUGUGCUAAGCUUAUGGUAUCCUGGUAGUCAUGGUUCCCCAGUUCAGAUUGUGGACAGUCAGCUCCUAGGUGGCGCCAGUGUAAUCAAGUGUAGAACCACGUCCAACGGGAAAUAUGCUAUUGUUUUGGACACGAGAAAUAUUCUGAGCCUGUGGGAUGUUGUUACACUGACUAUGGUGAUGAGCUGGCCUCAGCUCAAGAUAAAAGAUUUCUGUUUGAUUGAGACAGCAGAAGGGGAGAAGUCAUCAGUACUCUCUGCUUUGAAGAUGGCAGCCUUAACAGUUCCAAAUGAUGGGAAAUGUAUCUUACAAGUACUGUCUCUACCAGCCAUGAAGGCUACAUAUGAACUGCAGCUGUCUGCUGAGUCCAGCCUGGCUGAAAUACCAGCCACACAAGAAUCUAUAUUUGUUGUGGAAGGAAUAUCAGAAGAAAAUGGAAAUGGUUUGGUUACUCAACUGAGAAUACGAUCAUUGUCAGAGGCCCAACCUGAAACCAGGUUUUAUCGAAUUCUACAUAAAAAUCAGUUUGAGGAAGCAGAGCAGUUUGCCAAAAUGUUUGGUAUGGAUGUGGAGCUUGUGUAUAAAGUGAAGUCCAGUCACAUUCUGGACAGACUGUCCCCCUGGAAUAUUGAUAAGAUACAGGAUGAGGCUGAAGUUGGUGAAAUAUUCUCCCAACUAAUGCAGUGUUUAGAGUUGAUCAAGGAUGAUGCUCACAUAGUAGAGUGCUGUGUCAAUGCAGCCAUGCCCACAUUUGAAGCCACUCUUGAAAUGCUAUCAUAUGCCAGAACUCGGCUGAAACAGAGCCUGUCAGAUAUGAAUGGUUAUAUUAAAGAAGAUGAAAACCUCUCAAAGCCUGUUUUGAUGACAAAGGUCCUAGAUACCUUACACAGACUGGAUACCUAUCAGGUGGCAUUUGGAAUACACAGCUACAGGGGGUCUCACUGGGAGGAGUUUAAGAAAACCCAGCCCCUGCGUGAGAUACUGAAGUGGCUGCAAAGAGGAAAUGUGUCGUGUGCAUUCACUAUUUGGAACAGACACUGUUGUGAAUUUGAAGAGAAUUUCUCCAAGGCUGUGCUAGCUGACAUCUUGGGUGCCAUACCAGAAGAUGUGCCUUCUGAUGACAUCAAGCCAUGGCUGAAGCAAGAUUUCUUUCCCUUUGUCAUCAGAGUACUCCCAGAAGAACUGGGUUACAUAGCUGGUUGGCUGGAACAAAGGGCAAGAAAUCUGGAACUUCUUGAAAAAAUGUCAUGGCCGGCUAAUGCUCUUGAGAUGGCUGAGUUGUUACAUAGUGCUUGUUCUGGGUCACCAAGUUGCAUGGGAGACAGGGGACAGGCAACUCCAGGCCAGUUUGCAACACAGGUGUGCAACUUGUCCUUGAGUUAUUCUCGAAGAAACCCUGAUAAGCAUAGUGAACAAUUUGGUGCAUCAUUUGAGAAGUUAUACAGCCUGAUUUGCAACUUACGGGACCUUUUGAGCUUACACACAAAGUACAACUGUAAACUGUCUCUGGCUCAAUAUAUGCAGGAAACCACUGAAUCCCUGACCUACCGUAUGCUGGAUCGUGUUGUGGCUAUUGAGUUGAUCCCAGACACCAUCAGAAAGGUUAUCAGACCAUACAUGAAUGAGCACAACCUUAAAGAAGAUCAGAUGUUGUUUCAGUACAUUGAGGACCUCUUAACAAGGACAGGACAGUUCAGGUCUGACUAUGGGGAGGCUCCAUGGGAAGCUAAAGCCAUAGCUGUCAUAGGCUGCAUUAAAGACCCUGGUUAUAAAUGCCAGGGUAUACUGAAGGUAAUGCUCCAGGCCUACAUCCCCUGGACCCCAGCCACUGAGGCACUGGUGCAAGAAGGUCUGGCACUGGACCACCCCAGAGUGGCAGAAUUGAAAGAAUUAUGUGGUUUGAUUGAGUUAAAAGGGAUGUUGGCCAGAUAUCAACUCCGACAUUUUAAUACAAUUGAUUCUUCCAAGGCAGAGAUACUGAUGAAAUACAUCCUGUCCUUGGAUAAACCCACUGCUAUGGAAGAUGCCCUGAAAGUGGUGAAGACCUAUGACAGCGUGACAGAGCAGCAGGCCUAUGCCUGCAGGAUAAGGUUCCUGAUCUCUGGAAACAGGAUAGAUGAAUGUGUAGAGCUGCUGAAAUCUUUGCCAACAGCCACUGCAGUUCCUCUGUGUAAGAUCGCCAUCACAGGAGUACAAGUACUGCUGGGGCAGGAAUGGCAUAUUAAACCACAGGCAGUGCAGGAAGAAAUCAAACUUUUCACAAAAGCUGGAACACAAAUCUUACGACUACUUCUAGGAAUGCUGGAAGAUCCUGAUGACAUUGAGGAGCAUGCUACCCUGUUGAAAGAUUUAACAAAUCUCUAUGCUUUACAAGAAGAAUUUGGUGAAUUUGUUCUGCUAAACAAUUUUUCCAAUGCUGACUAUAGAAAAGAUAUGCUGACCAGACAUGUGAGAAAGUUCUUUGAACAGAGAAACAAAAAUGAAAACGCAUCAGAAGGGGAUUGUAAGAUCAGCGACCCUGAUAGGAAAAGUUCUCUGAGGAAGUCAACCAACUUUACUCAUAUAUACAGGCUUGCAGAAGUGCUUGGGUUUUCAAAAGAAACACUGAGAGGGCAGAUUGCUCUGGCUGCAGCCACCAGGGGGGAUGUGACCACUGCUCUUGGGAUCUGCAGUGAGUUGUAUGAGCAGGCCCCCAGUGAGGAGACAGCUGAGGUGCUCCUCCAGGUGGGCCACACAGUGUGUAAGCUGUACACCAGUGAAGACUGGGUGAAGGAUCUACACACCUGCAAGGACCUCCCGUCUAGACUCCAUGAGCUGGCCAGGUGGGCACUGGUCAUCUGUCCUCCAGAUAUGAUAGCAGAUUGUUUGGAGCUUAGUAAGAACACUGCACUGAUGCUGACCUUGUACAGACAGUGUGAGAGUGGGGCUUAUGGAGAAAGAGUUCAGAGUGCUGGACAAGGUGACCACGACCAGUCUGGCCAGGACCUCUACAAGCAGUGGACAUUUGACCCUUUCUUUGAGGAGGAUGGACUUGUACUGGACUCAUCAGUCACACUCACCAUGGCUGCAGAGUAUGCCAUUACUUUACUACCAAAAGCUGAGCGUGGUAAAGCCCCUUACCUACAGCACAGAAUUCAAGGAGAGGCAAAGAAAGUCUCUUCAAACGCAAAUGUAGAAAACACAGAAACUGUGCCAGGGGCAGACACUCCGUUAUAUAAGACCUUAAAUGCCACCGCCCUGGACUUGGUUCAGUAUUUGAGAGAGAACAGUCAGUUUGAGCUCGCCCUGAACAUAACUCAUCAGACCAUAGGCAGCGUGCUGCAGCAUCACUCCAUACAAAGCAUGGGAUAUGAGGCUCAGGACCAGGCACUCAAGACAGCUCUUAAUGAAGACAAGAGAUUGGUGAUGAAAGCUGCACAGAUUGGUCUGGUAACACAGAAGGAUCUGGUCUCCACCCUGUUCUGCAAGCUUUUCACAAAGAAACAUGUUGACCAUAUCUUGGCUGUGGGAUAUAUUUGCUCUCUGCAGAACAAGAAAAUUGCUAUGGAGAUGAUGACAAAAUUGACCCGCCAGGCAGGGUUGAAUUACAAGACUUUGCUGGCAAUUGCUACUGUAGGAAAAGACUAUGCUGUUCUUUCCAAGGAACCCAAAGUACUGUUGAAAUGUAAUGAAAUGGCAGCCAAUGCAAAAUGGGGACACAAGUUUUCUAAGCUUAAGAUAUCUUUCAAAGAAGCCUACGAAGGCAAAGGGGAAGAAAAGAGAAAAUUAAUUCCUCAGUUGGUCCACCAUGAACAGGUGGAACUUGAACUUAUUGGAGAAUACUGCAGAGCCUUUAACCUAGAUGAAAAUGAGGCAUUGUUUGAGUAUCUAGAAGCACUACUGUUGGGUAAAUCCCACCUAACAGUUAGUGCCCGCCACAGGAUGGCUACCAGAGUGAUAGAGGGCAUUACUGCCAAAGACAAGCUGUUACCUAAACUAAACAGCAUUGUGUUACAGAUUGAUCCAUAUGCAUAUGAAGAGCUGGAUUACAUGCUGAUCAAAAUCAAUGAAUUGGAUUCCAGUGCCUAUGUGCAAAAGGGCCUAAAACUGCUAGAAUAUUUGUCCUUUUACGUAAGGUCUGCCCCUCCCUCGGAUUAUGAGAUCAACUACAAACAUAUCACUGAGGAUGAACAGCUGCUGUGUGGAGGCAGGGCCUUAGCACCACUGUCUGAGAAGAGGUUGCCCUUCCAUCCUCUUCUCAUGGGAGAACCCUGGAAAAUCAUAACCCCAGAACUGAAUGCAAGUACAGUUUCUCUUUGGCUGCCUAUCACACAGCUACUCAAGUUGAACACAGAUCAGGUAUACUUAACCACCAUACAGAACAUCAUUAAGAAGCAUGUGGAAGGCAAGAAAGCCAAGGAGACACUGGACAAGAGUAAAUGUAGCUGGAAUCCAGACACUGAUGUGGACCUGAAGUUAUUUGACAGUGUGAGGAAGCUGCUGCUCAAUGUAUCUCACUGUGAGAUGGCAGUAGCUUGUGGUAGAUGGGUGGUGCAGGAACUGCCCAUGGGUGCUGAAAAAGUGGUAGCUCUGAAGUUCUGUGCCAUGUUGGCACAGAAAUGGUUAGAGGUGUGUCCUCAAGAGGGUCCAGAAAAGGUCAAAGCCCAGGAAGCCUACAGCAAGUUCUCCCAGAUGUGGUGUCGCUUGGCCACAGAACAGGUGCUUUACCAGAACAGACUGGCAGAGGAAGAGCUGCUUAGCCUGGCCCCACGACCCACCAAACUGAUCAUGAAGCUGUAUGACCACCCUAGCAUACUGCAGAGAAUGGAGCCUGGAGCACCCAGCAGUUUACCUGACAUCCACAAAAUAGCAGACAGUGUUGCAGAGGUGAAUAAAGUCAAUGUUUCCAAGAUUCGUCUGACUCUGGUAGAAAAAUGGAUGCCCUCUGCAUCUCAAGCAAAACAAGAGGAAGAAGACACUACAAUGACAUUCGAUUUCAAAAUGAAUUUGAAUGCAUCCCAUGGUGAGGAACAGUCCAGUGAAGAUGAGGACAAUUUAAAGAGAGGUUACCUGCACACUUUACUGUACCUGGUAGAGUUAGAGAAGCUCCACGUGCCACACACAAGAGAGUCGUUUGAAAGCUGCAACAAGGAAGGCCUUGUGCGUGGACUGUGGAGAAAUCACAGCCAUGAAAAGAAGGCUGUCCGUUUAAUUGCUGACUUGUGCCUGGACUUUGAAAUAUUUGAAGUUCAACUGUGGAAUAGUGUUUUGCAACAAUUGCUUGCCUUUGGAAUGAUGGAGUACCUGUGCCAUGUGCUGGUGUGUCUGUCAGGGGUCCCAGAGCUGUGGCAAGUCAGCUGCAUUCAGAAGAUGUGGAAAAGUGUCCUCUUUGCUCCUUUAAGUUUAGCUGUUCCACCUCUCUCACAUUCUCAACAAGAAGAAUGUGCCAAGUCCCUGAUUCUUUUGCACAGAUGUCCAGUACUCUUGGACAUGGACCUGCAGGGCCUGUGUAAGCAGUAUGUUAGGCUAGAGAUGCAGGCCUGUGCACUGGCUUGCCUGCUUAUGAUACCUGCAGCCAAGAGCAGACAGGAGCUGAUUGAGAACUUACUGAGUUCAGGCUGUGCACAGGAUAUUCUUAGUCAGCUGUCAGAAUUUACAGAGAGGAAAAUCAAUAUACCACUGCAUAAGCAGAUUGAACAAUCUGCAUUAUUGUGGCAAAGCAGGACAACAGACAAGGCUGGUUAAAGUGGGAAUAAGUUCAGUUUGAUGGAAGGAAAAGCCUGUGGGGGCAGUCAUGGUUCUGUCGUUUAUUUCUCAAUUUUUGGAUACUUAUGCCUCUGGACAAUGGACUGGGACAAUGAAUGCAGACUAUACACAACACUGUAUACUAAUACUUAUAAAAUUAAAGUUAUUAUUCUAAAAAAAGGGACAGAUGGAUACAAUACUAAAAGCAUUUGCCUUUGGUCACGGAGAUUGACUUACUGUAUAUAUUUUGAUCAUUUGUUUGGCCAAUAGUCAUGAAUAGAUGAAGCAAAAAAAAAAAAUUUUAUUCAGCUUAUAUAUAUUUUGCAUAUAUCAUAUCAUCUGUUGCAUAAUUUCUUUUAUUUAUCAUUUCAUUAUCACAAAGAAAUAUUCCAGUAUUAAAAUCACUUUUAAAAAUACAAUGAAAGUGCAAAUUUUUUUUCUCAACUCUGAUAUACUAAUAUCAGAUUUACAACUAUUUUAUUUAGUACAUAUGAAAAUAUAACUAUUAUAAUAAUGUUUUCUUUAAAAUGGGGGUUAAAUAUCAAAAAUAUUUUCUGAAUUGCUUUUCAGAAGAGUAAUUGUAAUAUGUUUUGGUUUUCACUUCAAAUAAAGUGUACAAAAUACUGAUGCCCUUGUAAAAAUUUUAAUCUAAAUAACUUUCAGAGCACAAAUAUCAACAUGGGCAAUACUAAAAGAGUUAUAAUAAAAACCUGAAAAAAUAUACCUCUCAACAAAAAAUUUGUUUUAAAAAAUGGAUCAGUAUAAACCUCAUACAAAGACUAUUAAAAAGAUGUGGAUGAUAUAAUGCACUGUAUAGUAAUUAUAACUAGAUGCAGAUUUGACAAAAAAAAAAGGUAUUGCAGGCUCUCAAAGGCCUGUCAAAAUUAGGUAUUGCCAGCCCUGACAAUAUUUUACAGGCACAAAUAACUUUUCAAGACAUAAUCCACGUGCACACCAGUAUUUUACUGGUUUUCCUAAAACUUUUUAACAACUAUUGUUAUAAAAACAAUUAUGUGCACAUCAGUGAUAUAUAAGCAAUAACUGGCCCAAUUCAUGUUUUAAUUUUUAUGUACAUUGCUGGCCUGACUUCACUGUUGCUUUCAAAAGUUAAACAGUUCAAGUAGAAAUAAUAUAC
Molecule: messenger RNA, 7652 nt
Organism: Lingula anatina
Lineage: Eukaryota; Metazoa; Brachiopoda; Lingulata; Lingulida; Lingulidae
Product: kinetochore-associated protein 1
Biological process (GO): mitotic sister chromatid segregation; mitotic spindle assembly checkpoint signaling; protein localization to kinetochore involved in kinetochore assembly
Cellular component (GO): kinetochore microtubule; RZZ complex; cytoplasm
Molecular function (GO): small GTPase binding
Source: RefSeq, a predicted model, not a curated record